AUGGCUGUGUGUGAGGCCCUGGAGCAGGUGAAGCAUACUCUCCUGCUAUUCUAUCUGUGGGUGUUUUUGUUCCUGUCUACAUGGACCCAAAUUGGACAUGCUCAAUUUCGUAACCCUCCAGAAGUGGUGAUCCCUUUAAGGGUCACUCUCGUGAGUGGAGGCCCACCGGCUCCAGGAUGGAUCACUUAUGAAAUGUACUUUGCAGGCAAGAAAAACACUGUGUACAUAAAGAAAAAGAAGUUCUUUGUGUCCAGAGACCUCUCUGUGUUCACCUACAGUGACAACGGUGAACUGCUUCAGGAUCAUCCAUUCAUCCAGAAUGACUGCUACUACCGAGGUUAUGUAGAUCAAGACCCAGAAUCCCUGGUAACUCUGAGCACUUGUUUGGGAGGCUUUCGUGGAAUGCUGAACAUCAAUGGAAUUGCUUAUGAAAUCAAGCCCAAAAAGCUUUCUACCACAUUUGAACAUCUGGUAUAUACAAUGUAUACCAAGGAGCCACAUUUCCAAGCCACAAGAUGUAGAUUAUCAGAAGAACAAGCAGCAAAACACAGGAAGCUUCAAGAGAACAAGAAUACCACUUCAAUGCAAAGUUCUUACUUGGGAUGGUGGAUCCACAAGUGGUUGGUGGAACUGGCAAUGGUGGUAGAUAAUGGACGGUUUGUUCUUCGUGGAAGUAACAUCUCGAUAGUGGAGAUGGAGGUAAUCAUGGGUGUCAGUAUAGUAAAUGAUCUUUUUAACCCCUUGGAGGUUGACGUAAUUCUCGUUGGACUUGAGAUCUGGAAUACCGAAAACCCCAUUUUUCAUGAUACCCCAUUUGGAAUGAUGAUGGAAUUUUGUAUGUGGAAAGAAUAUAGUUUCAACACUCGUAUACCUCACGAUGCUGCACAUAUCAUUGUAAAUCAAAAGUUUUGUUUGAGGCAUCCUACCUAUUCCUAUUUGUUUGGAGUGUGCAGUUAUGAGGAUAGCUGUGGAUUAGAAUGUGUAACGGAUGAUGGAAUAGUAUGGUUGAGCACACGCUUGACACAUGAACUGGCUCAUACUUUAGGGAUCGAGGAUGAUGAGGAUCCAACAUGUACAUGUGGGAGAGAAUUAUGCAUAAUGAAUAUAGAUAUCCUGCCCGCAGAGACUUUCAGCAACUGCAGUUACAACACAUUUUUUGAAGCCAUAGCUGUAAGUAAAUGUUUGUACAAUCCACCAAGCCCAGAGCGCAUCAUCACAAAAAGACAGUGUGGAAAUGGUGUGGUUGAAGGUGACGAAGAAUGUGAUUGUGGCUCUGUAAAAGAAUGUGUAACCGAUCCAUGUUGUUUCGAGAACUGCACUCUGAAAGCAGGUGCUAUGUGUGCUUCUGGACUUUGUUGUAGAGACUGCCAGUUUCUGCCAAUAGGCAGUCUAUGCAGAGCACAGAAUGGUGUGUGUGACCUGCCGGAAUGGUGCAAUGGAUCUUCGAAUAUGUGUCCAGAAGAUGUAUAUGUGGAAGAUGGAGUCCCAUGCCUGGCAAAAGGAAUCUGCUAUAAGAAAUUGUGUAAUGACCGUGAGGAACACUGUAAGAAAAUUUUCGGUGAGGGGGCCAAAAGUGCAGAUCACAGUUGCUACUUGUCAAUAAACACUCUAGGAAACCGUUUUGGUCACUGUGGUUUGGAGGACAGUAAAUAUAAAAGCUGUCCACCUGAAGAUGUCGUGUGUGGUAGAAUCCAGUGUGAAAGUGUAACAGAAAUUCCUCUUUUGGGAGACCAUAAUACUGCGUUUUCAUUUCCUGUCGGUAAUCUCACUUGCUGGGGUAUUGACUACCAUUAUGGAAUGGCCAUCCCUGAUAUUGGUGAAAUAAAAGACGGCACAGACUGUGGUUUGGGACUUAUAUGCUUGAACAAGAAAUGUGUCCCUUUCCCAGUGUGGGAAGAAGCUUGCAUGGAAAAUGCUUGCAAUAAAGGAGGGAUCUGUAAUAAUAAACAUCACUGCCAUUGCAAUCCUGGGUUGGCCCCCCCUGACUGCUUGAAACACGGCGAUGGAGGCAGCAUUGAUAGUGGCCCAGCACCAAGAAGAUGGUUCUGGUAUGUUUUCCAGGUUUUACUGAUCUGGAUUACUGUUUUAAUUUUGUGUACCACUCUGACAAUUUGCCUUUUGGCCCUACUACAUAGAAGAAAAGAGGAAGAACCUGAAGCAUUAUCUGAGGCAACCUCAGCACCACCAUCAGCACCACCAUCAGCACCACCAUCAGUACCACCAUCAGCACCAUCAUCAGUAGUGUCAUUAGAGCAACCUGGUGGGACUACCCCGAACCCCAGUGUUAAAUCCUCACCCCGGAAGGAGCAAGAAAAAGGUGGAAGUUUGUCUAGGAGUCAGAGCACAACGUCAAGAAUGUCAGUCAAACAAAAAUGA
Perognathus longimembris pacificus (Pacific pocket mouse) is the source of this 2376-nucleotide messenger RNA. Its product is annotated as disintegrin and metalloproteinase domain-containing protein 21-like. Lineage: Eukaryota; Metazoa; Chordata; Mammalia; Rodentia; Heteromyidae. Gene Ontology annotation, molecular function: metalloendopeptidase activity. The transcript has a single exon. Gene Ontology annotation, cellular component: plasma membrane; external side of plasma membrane; sperm head plasma membrane. The record is from RefSeq and is a predicted model, not a curated record. Gene Ontology annotation, biological process: proteolysis; male gonad development. Bases 1 to 2376 code for a protein of 791 amino acids.